CCGGUUCCUGUCUGGCAGUUUGAGAGUCUAGGACCCUGGGUUGUUUGGGUCUGAAGGAGUGGGGACUCUUUCCACCGGGACAUCGUGCCCUCCUAGGGGUGCAGGGCGCCUUGUGUGUAGCCCCCAGAACAGAUUUCUGCUUCCUAACCUGGCUGUGAUCAUUGCGAUGGAGCAAGAGCAGAAACCGCUGGUCUCAGACUUGAAUGGCUUCAUGGAGAGGGGGAGUUUGAAAAACUCUUUUACAGGAGAUGAAAGUAAGAAUAAUUUAGAAACUGUUCAACACAACAACCUUAAGGCAGAUAAAGAGAGAGGCUCAGAAUGCUCUAAAAAAGACGGCCCACAAAACUUUAAGCAGGAGGAUAUGAAAGAAAUACCAUUGACACUGUCCCAAGGAGAUAAGACUUGGUGUGAUAGUUUCUAUGAGAGUGACUGCAAGUCAGAGAAUCGGGAAAAUUCUACAGGAAAAGAGGAAGAAAAACCCAGUGACCCAGGAGAGCAUGCCAAUGCGUCUGACCAGCAGAAUUCCUCCUUCAAAGACAAACGUCAUAAAUGCUUUGAAUGUUGGAAAAGCUUCAAUAAUAGUUCUCAUUUGCGUGCUCACCAGAGGACCCACUCAGGAGAAAAACCUUAUAAAUGCUUUGAGUGUGGGAAAUGCUUCAGUAACAGCUCUCACCUGAUCCAGCAUCUGAGAACACACACAGGAGAGAAGCCCUACCAGUGCGGGGAAUGUGGGAAAAACUUCAGUAAUACCUCCCAUCUUGUUAUCCACGAGAGGACUCACACGGGAGAGAAGCCCUAUAAGUGUCCCGAAUGCGAGAAGAGUUUCAGCAGCAGCUCUCACCUUAUUCAGCAUUACAGGAUACACACUGGGGAAAAACCGUAUGAGUGUCCUGUUUGUGGGAAAUGCUUCAGCCACAGUUACGUCCUAAUAGAACAUCAGAGGACUCACACUGGGGAAAAACCUUACAAGUGCUCAGAUUGUGGGAAGGGUUUUAGUCAGAGUUCCAGUGUGAUUCGCCACCAGCGGACACACACAGGUGAGAAACCCUACAGAUGUAGCGAAUGUGGCAAAAGCUUUGGUUGUAAUUCUACUCUAAUAAAGCAUCAGAGAGUACACACAGAAGUCUGUUCAGAAAGUAUCCAGCCAUGUAAUAGAGACAUUUAUUGAAGAAGAUACAAGAAACUUUGUACAUAGGACAGUGAUGCCUCAGUUCCCUGCAAAGUAGGUAUCUUGGGACCUCACACAGU
Phyllostomus hastatus (greater spear-nosed bat) is the source of this 1248-nucleotide messenger RNA. It is a transcript of the gene ZNF572, whose product is annotated as zinc finger protein 572. Gene Ontology annotation, molecular function: DNA-binding transcription factor activity, RNA polymerase II-specific; RNA polymerase II cis-regulatory region sequence-specific DNA binding. NCBI's taxonomy places the organism in Eukaryota, Metazoa, Chordata, Mammalia, Chiroptera, Phyllostomidae. Bases 167 to 1168 code for a protein of 333 amino acids. The transcript is spliced from 3 exons. Gene Ontology annotation, biological process: regulation of transcription by RNA polymerase II. The record is from RefSeq and is a predicted model, not a curated record.